Rhizophagus irregularis DAOM 181602=DAOM 197198 is the source of this 3298-nucleotide messenger RNA. RefSeq lists its product as uncharacterized. Gene Ontology annotation, molecular function: DNA binding. Gene Ontology annotation, biological process: DNA replication checkpoint signaling; DNA repair; replication fork arrest. Gene Ontology annotation, cellular component: replication fork protection complex. Lineage: Eukaryota; Fungi; Glomeromycota; Glomeromycetes; Glomerales; Glomeraceae. The record is from RefSeq and is a predicted model, not a curated record.
GAAUGACGAGUUCUACUGAUUAGUAUAUGGUACGCGUCUUGCAAAAAAAAAACGCGUUUUAGUUUUUCAGCUUACGAAAACUAAUGAAAAUGGACAAAGCAACUUAUAACGAUUCCUUAAGGGAUGUUAUUUUCAAUAUUUGUAAUGCUUUGGGAGGUUUUGAAGCAGUACAGAAGAAGGACGGUAGUAGAAGACAAAUGUAUCAACCUGGAGAUGAAUGUUUGGCUUGUCUUAAAGACUUAAAAGAAUACCUUCGCCUAGAAGGACAAGUUAAAAUUGAUGUUCUACAUCUACUUUACAAUUUUGAGACGUUCAAUUCAGAUUUAAUACCUAUUUUAUUAAAUUGUACAAAUCUUCACGAUAAACGUCAAAAUCGGCUUGCUUUAGCUUGUGUUGAGUUGAUGGUUAUCAUGACCUGGCCUGAAGAUCCGAACGAACAGUCACGAGAAAUAUUGGAAAGAGAAAAUGAUGAAAGUGGUAUUGAUAUCGACUAUAAUGAAAAUAAUGAAGAACACAAUAAUAAAAAGAGAAAAGAGCCAACUCUUUCUAAAAUAAGCGAACUUUUGACUGCCCGAUCCAAUUAUAAAUUUUAUAUUCUCAAAAAAUCGACAGUCAUACAACAAAUUUACCUUUUAUUGGAUAAAUAUCUUGGUAUAGUAACAAAAGAAAGGACAGAACGGGAUCAAAACAUCAUUCGACUUUUGCUCAAUUUUUGUCGGAAUUUAUUAGCGAUUGUUGACCCACCAAAUUCUGAAAGUCUCUCAAAAAAUAAAAGAAGUCGAGUUCAUUAUGACUUGAUUUUAGAAUAUAAAAAUGCAAGACUUAUUGACCUUUUCCUUAACCUUUUAACGAAUAAAAAUGAUGUCAUUGAUUGGGAUGUUAUACUUAUUGAUAUUUUCUAUCAUAUAUUUCUCGGGGUCAAUCCUAAUUGCUUAUUUAUAGAUAUUAAAAGAGAAACGAUAUGGAAAGCCCAAAAAUUAUUAAACGAAGAGAUGGCCAAAAAGGGAAAGCUUAAUAACGUAAAUCCACAUUAUAAAGGUUCAGUUUGGAUUAUAAACCCCGACGGUCCUGAUCUAGUAGUUCACAAACAAAAAGCAUUAAAAGGCGAUGGUUUACAAGCAUUAGAUGAUAUAAAGAGGAAGAAGUAUGAGAGAACAAAGCCAUUAGAUGAAUUCGAUAAGUUAAGAAAACAUCAAAUUCUCAAUCCUAAUGUGCAAGAUUGUUUGAAAUCGACUGCAUUGUCCUUUCUUGAAAAUGGAUUUAAAUUUUUGCUAAGAUCCCUCAAGAAAGACUUGAUAAAUGGAGAAUAUGAUGAAAUCCCGCAAACUAUGGUGCACUACUCAUACAUAGUUCGCUAUUUUCUCGAAUUACGAUUAUUGUUGAAACAAGGAAAUACAAUUGAUCCGGAUUGUAUGUUGUCAUCAUCGUCGUCAAUUGACGAUCGACGAAAGGAAUCCAAUUCAAAAAAUCUUUAUGACUUCGAGAUUAUUUCAAAGAUAAUGGAUGGAGAAGGAAUUUUACUAGCAUAUAGAAUGAUAAGGCUUUUGAGAGAAAAAAAAUUAUGGUCUGAACUUCAUUUUGCGGUUGAAUAUUUAAGACAAAAUUUUUUGACCAUAAAAGUAUUGGCAUCAUCAGAUGACAUAGAUGAAAUAUGGAUCGCUAAUGAAUUGCAAUCAGAGAUUUGUCAGGAAUCGUUAAACUUAGAAAUAAUUCCAGAACUUGUUAGAGAAUACAAAUCUCAUUCUCACUCAAUUGGAUAUUUACGGAGUGUAAUCGCCACAGCUCACGUGUUUUUACAUUUGCUUGAGAACUGCGUAAAAUCAAAUAAGUAUGUUGAAACAUGCAAGAAGUCACGGCCUCGUAAAAAAAAGAAUCGUACAACUAAAGAAACUUUUGAUUCAGAUUAUUAUGAGAAAAGUGAGAACGAAGAACAUAAUAUUAAUUAUAAAGCCACUUUUGAAAAGAUUGAAAAUAAAUUUGCGAAUGAAAUUACGGUUAAAAAUUAUAUAAUAUUGUUGGAAGAAUAUCAAGAAAUCGAUUCUGAAAGCAUCAAACACGUUACAAUGAUGUUCUUCCGAAUUGCCAAACACUGUCAAUUAGAGGCUAUGUUCUUCAAGCUUUCUAUUAUGGAGGUAUUUAAUCGUAUACUAAAGGAUUAUUCAAGCACUAAACAAAGAUUGAGCCAUUCACAGGAGAAUUUGAAAAUUUUCAUUGAAUGGAUAGUCAAUAAACUUACUGCUCAAUUAGAAAAAAAUCCAUUAAUUUAUAUUGAACUCUUGUUUCCUAAAAACGUUACUGAUGUGAAGUUAUUGCAAAAUGGAUAUAUAUACGAAAUCGAAAAUAAAAAACGGUUGAGGCCACACAAAGUUGAUAGCGCUGAUGCAAAAGAAGCUGAAAUGCCUCAUGAAUUACAAAAACAAUCUAAAAAUUAUGAUAAAAUAUUAAAAACUAGAAAUCCACGUAAAUUCCGAAAGAAACAUCUAAAUACUGUUGAAUUUGAGUGCAAGUCUUUUCUUGAUUGGCCUUCAAAAAUUGGAGUGGUUGUCGCCAUACUUGUUAAUGAGGGAAAAUUGCCAAUAUUACAAUGGCUUCAAACAACUAUGCAUAUGGUUGUCCGAAAACGAAGUAAAGCUGCAGAUGGUCAAGAACCAUUGGAUUAUAUAAUUAAGUAUGAAAACGAAGAACAAAGGAAAGCACUUAAUAGCGAUCCCAUAAUCAGAUUACUUCUCGAGUUAAUUUCGUAUGUACCAAAAUCGGAAGAAAAAGAUGGUAGAAUCGAACAAUAUUGGAUUAUUCCAGGUUAUGUUCCAGAACAAGACCUUUUAGCUUCAGUUAAUUGGAUACAAAAUUACGUGGAAGAACCUUAUAAACCAUCUGAGGGAACCGUGUUUGACUUUAUUCAAGAAAAAAAAAUCGAACCACAAAAACGAAAACCACGUAAUAAACGGAAAAAGAAGGAGGUUGAAAUUGAAUUGCAACAGAACGAAAAAAUGGAUGAUACGGGAAAGUCCGAGAAGUAUAGUAGUAAAAGGACAAAAUGUGACACAAACGAUAUUGAUGAGCUGGAUAAAGUACAAGACAAAUCAGGCUUUACCGAGAAAGAAAUUGAAACCUCUUCCGGAAAAAAGAUCACACCGGACUGACGACAAUAUCCUGCAGAAUUGGAAUACAUCAUAGUCCUAAAUAAAUGUAUAUUUUUUUUAAUUACUUUAUGACAAUAUACUGAAUAAAAAAUAUUUUUUCUGUUUAUUAAGUGCCUUUAGUGCCUUUAUUAAUUUAUUACAGAUUUUACAAUUCA